AUGGAGCGUUUAUGGACGUUUCUCACUUAUGUUCAUGCACUGGCAGGGCCAGUGCUGAUGCUGCUAUACCCUUUGAUACCAGUAUGGUACACUGUGAAGCUAGCAUUUGUGGCAUGGCUGGUUCUACAGCAGUUCAGAGGGGCAGCUUUCAUAUAUGAGAAGUUGGUUAGGGAGAAGAUAAUCAACAAGUAUGGAUUGCUAAAUCACUAUAAGUAUCCUGAUGGCAAGGGCAAGACCAAGUUUGUGGCCUCCAUCACCCCCAAGAAAGGAGAACACGAGGCGUAUUGAAGAAGGAAGAAGGGCAUGGCUAUUGCUUCUGUGUUGUGUGUGGAUGCUGCUUGUUCUUUCUGGCUUUGGCUUCAUUUUGGUGGUUCUUCUAGUCUCUUAACAAAUAGUUA
This is a messenger RNA of Ilex paraguariensis (yerba mate), 398 nucleotides long. The record is from the annotation of a GenBank genome assembly. NCBI's taxonomy places the organism in Eukaryota, Viridiplantae, Streptophyta, Magnoliopsida, Aquifoliales, Aquifoliaceae.